Magnolia sinica is the source of this 2811-nucleotide messenger RNA. RefSeq lists its product as uncharacterized. Bases 125 to 2323 code for a protein of 732 amino acids. The record is from RefSeq and is a predicted model, not a curated record. Gene Ontology annotation, cellular component: cytosol. Gene Ontology annotation, molecular function: oligopeptidase activity; serine-type endopeptidase activity. The transcript has 12 exons. Gene Ontology annotation, biological process: proteolysis. Lineage: Eukaryota; Viridiplantae; Streptophyta; Magnoliopsida; Magnoliales; Magnoliaceae.
UUUUCUUGGGUCGUCCAACGGCCCAUAGUAGUCUUGGCACCCUGUUCUCAUCCGCUCAUCACGACCUCGACAUCCUCUUCCCCUCUAAAACCCCAUCCUCACCGUCCGUUCUCUAUUCAACGACAUGGGCUCUCUUUCCAUUUCAGAAGACCUUCCUCUCCAAUACCCUCUCGCUCGCAGAGAUGAUUCCGUCGUCGACGUCUACCACGGCAUUUCCAUUCGCGAUCCGUACCGCUGGCUUGAAGAUCCUGAUGCAAUCGAGGUCAAGGAAUUUGUUGAGAAGCAAGCAAAUCUUACUGAAAUUCUGCUUCAGAAGUGCGAGUCACAUGGGAAGCUUCAUCAUCAGAUCACGACACUGUUUGACCACCCUCGCUAUGAUACGCCAUUCAAGCGAGGGGAGAAAUAUUUCUACUUCCACAAUACCGGCCUCCAGGCACAGAGCGUUCUGUACGUGCAGGAUGGUUUAGAGGAAAAGGCAGAGGUUUUGCUAGAUCCGAAUAGCUUGAGUGAGGAUGGAACAAUCGCUUUGAAAAUAACUUCUAUAAGCGAGGAUGCCAAGUUCUUGGCUUAUGGGCUUAGUUCGAGUGGGAGCGAUUGGGUUACGAUCAAAGUAAUGUGCAUUGAUGAUAAGUGUGUCAAGCCUGAUUCAUUAUUGUGGGUGAAGUUUUCAACCAUUAGCUGGACUCAUGAUGGCAAAGGGUUUUUCUAUAGCCGUUAUCCUGCUCCGAAGGAAGGUGGACAACUGGACGCAGGGACAGAGACAAAUAUUAACCUUAAUCACGAAGUCUACUAUCAUUUCUUGGGUACGGAUCAAUCAGAAGACAUUUUAUGUUGGAGUGAUCCAGAGCAUCCAAAGUGGCUGUUUGAAGCCCGUGUCACUCAUGAUGGAAAGUAUGUUCUUCUAUAUAUCGAGGAGGGUUGUGAUCCAGUCAACAAACUCUACUACUGUGACUUGUCCGUGCUCCCUCAUGGUCUCGAAGCUUUUAGGGAGAGAGAUGACAUUCUCCCCUUCAUUAAGCUCAUCGACAAUUUUGAAGCAUGUUAUCUAGCAGUUUCAAAUGAUGGAAGUGAGUUUACAUUUCUGACAAAUAAAGAAGCUCCGAAGUAUAAGGUAGUCCGCGUGGACCUGAAGGAACCGGCAAUAUGGAGUGACGUGAUCCCAGAAGCUGAAAAAGAUGUGCUUCAAUCAGCUAUUGCUGUUAAUGGUAACCAACUUCUGGUGAGUUACUUGAGUGAUGUGAAGUAUGCAUUGCAGAUAAGAGACUUGAAAACGGGGCUGUUGCUGCAUCAUUUGCCCAUUGAGAUUGGUACAGUUUAUGGGAUUUCUGGAAGGCGCAAGGACAGUUUGAUUUUUAUUGGGUUCACUAGCUUCCUUACUCCAGGCAUUAUUUAUCAGUGCAACUUAGCAACUGAGGUGCCGGAAAUGAAGAUAUUCCGAGAGAUUGUUGUCUCUGGAUUCGAUCGCACAGAGUUCCAGGUUAAUCAGGUUUUUGUAUCUAGUAAGGAUGGUACCAAGAUACCAAUGUUCAUUGUCUCUAACAAGAAUAUUCCUCUGGAUGGAUCACAUCCAUCCUUGUUGUAUGGUUAUGGGGGUUUUAAUGCAAGUCUUACGCCAUCAUUUAGUGUGAGUCGCAUUGUUCUUAUAAGGCAUUUGGGUAUUGUCUUCUCCAUUGCAAAUAUACGUGGUGGUGGAGAGUAUGGAGAAGAAUGGCAUAAAGCGGGAUCCCUUUCAAAGAAACAGAAUUGUUUCGAUGACUUCAUUUCAGCUGCUGAAUAUCUUGUGUCUGCUGGUUAUACCCAACCUAGAAAGCUGUGUAUUGAAGGUGGAAGCAAUGGUGGUCUUCUAGUUGCAGCAUGUGUGAAUCAGCGACCUGAUCUCUUUGGCUGUGCUCUUGCACAUGUCGGCGUGAUGGACAUGUUGCGUUUCCACAAGUUCACCAUAGGCCAUGCGUGGACUUCUGAUUAUGGGUGUUCUGACAAGGAGGAAGAAUUUCAUUGGCUUAUCAAAUACUCACCACUUCAUAAUGUGAAAAGACCUUGGGAACAGCUCAGCGAUCGGCCAUUCCAGUAUCCACCUACCAUGCUGUUGACAGCUGAUCAUGAUGAUCGGGUGGUGCCAUUACACUCAUUGAAGCUAUUGGCAACCCUGCAGCAUGUCCUUUGCACGAGCUUGGAGAACAGCCCGCAGAAGAACCCAAUUAUCGCCCGCAUUGACCGAAAGGCCGGGCACGGAGCCGGACGUCCUACCCAGAAAAUGAUCGAUGAAGCUUCUGACCGUUACAGUUUCAUGGCGAAAAUGCUUGGGAUCUCUUGGAUCAACUAAUCUCUCCUCCCUUGAUCACUGAAUAUAAUACAAAACAAAAGGAAGACAGUAAAGAUGAAAGAUUUACAUAGUUAUACAAGUGACAUGUACAAGUAUAUACAGAAUGAAGAGUUCCUGGAUAUGCUCAAAAUUUGCCAAACAGACAUUGGUGGGGUCAUGAGGAAAUUUGGAAACAGGUGUGAAUGAACUGUAUCCAUGCAACAUUUUUCAAUGUCUCUAGGCUGGUUCUUCAGGAAUGUUGGUCUCUGCGAUUGGUUUCAUGGCCAUGCAUUUCAAGUACAUGAACGCGCAUUGAUUAUCUGUCCAUGUAUAGCAGGAUGCUCUGAGAGAAUGCUGAUGAGACACAUGCUGAUUGCUAAGUGAAUGUUACAAUACAUAUUUUUCUGAGAAUUUUCUUGUAAGUAGCAUAAAAGUGUAGAAUGUUUUAGCUUAUUUUAGUAGAAACAAAGAUAUUUCAUAAUCCCAAGUCAGUAUCUUAAAUAAGCAAA